This is a messenger RNA of Racocetra fulgida, 442 nucleotides long. The record is from the annotation of a GenBank genome assembly. NCBI's taxonomy places the organism in Eukaryota, Fungi, Glomeromycota, Glomeromycetes, Diversisporales, Gigasporaceae.
AUAUACUCACGGCACAUACAACAUUCCUUGUGCAAACUUAAUAUCUUUACCAGAAGAAGCUAUCAAUGAGUUUAAAGAAACCAUUGUUUAUUUGAUUCAACAUCAACUCUCUAAUCAUAGCAGCUUAGUUGGAUCUCGAUGUAUUACCAUUCCUUGUUUAGAAAGUGAAUAUGCAUAUGAAACAUUGCAGUCAAUUUUUGGUGAUAACAAUUGGGGUAUUCGCCAUUAUAUGGGAAAUCAGCAAACUGCUGUAAUUUUAUUUACACCAACACAAACUGAAGAUGUUUAUAACAAUACAAAGAAUUCAGGUUUUGAUACUUUACCUCAAGAACAAAAUACAGCCAACAUUGAUCAAGAUUUAGAUGAUAAAGAAAUUGCAACACAAGGAUCUACUUAUCAUUCAAAAGUUGAUCUGACUGAUACUGAUGAAGCCGUUGAUUAG